GAAAAGAACAAAUAUCAAAAGAUAUAUAAUGUCAGCUUGUAUUUUCUGUAAAAUCAUCAAGGGAGAAAUCCCUUCUUUCAAAUUGAUUGAAACAAAAUUUUCUUACUCAUUUUUAGACAUUCAACCAACUGCUGAAGCUCAUUGUUUGGUAAUUCCAAAGCACCAUGGUGCUAAAUUGCACAAUAUUCCUGAUGAAUAUUUGGCCGAUAUUUUACCAGUAGUUAAGAAACUUACCAAGGUUUUGGAAUUGGACGUCAAUAAUACCCCUGAAGGAGAAGGAUACAAUGUGUUACAAAACAACGGACGUAUUGCUCACCAAGAAGUUGAUCAUGUUCAUUUCCAUUUGAUCCCAAAGAAGGAUAGUAAGACUGGUUUGGGUGUUGAAUGGCCUGCUCAAGAAACUAAUUUCGAAAAAUUGGGUCAAUUACAUAAACAACUUCAAUCUCGUUUAGCUGAGUAUGAUGAAAAGUUAUAAACAAAAUUGCAAGACAAAUACAAAAAAAUGAUUAACGAAUGAAUAAACAACUGGUGAUUCAAACCUGCCUGUAGCAAUAUGAAGAGAUGUAGUGCUUGUUCAUUUAAU
[Candida] anglica is the source of this 583-nucleotide messenger RNA. Lineage: Eukaryota; Fungi; Ascomycota; Pichiomycetes; Serinales; Debaryomycetaceae. The record is from the annotation of a GenBank genome assembly.